Molecule: messenger RNA, 1339 nt
Organism: Periconia digitata
Lineage: Eukaryota; Fungi; Ascomycota; Dothideomycetes; Pleosporales; Periconiaceae
Source: the annotation of a GenBank genome assembly
CUUCUUCUCGCUGGUCAACGUCACCCUGAGACAUGUAUCCGGAAUAUCAAUCCUGCUACCAAAUACGUUGAUCCUGUCAGACGCCUCGGAAUUAAGAUAUCUGGAACUCUCAAAGCCAACCAGGGAGAAAAUUGGGUCUGGGUGUAUAUGGAGGGCGGUCCAACGAAAGGAGCUUGCCGAGUUAACCGUCCUGUCGACUGGCUUGACGAUCUGGAGCCCGAUGACUACGGCCCCGCCGAUGGUACCCGCGGAAUUCAAAAAUCGGUCGCAUCAAUCCUCUAUAUACCCGUCAUCCUCUCGAUGUCGGUGGAGACUGGGGAAAUCCCGAGUAAGCUACUCUUCAUUCAUUCUACUUACUAAUCUGAUUACAUGCAACCCUCUUAAGGCGUUCAUGUUGAUUCCGAUUCAAUUCCAUAGUUUAGAGCCCUAUAUAGAGGGUUCUGAACAUGGUUUUGUAGCUGUCUGCAGCUACUGGUACAGCGGUUACACCAAACCCUUGCCAGCCUGUAAUGGAUUUCUCCCUCUGUGCUCAGACGAGUGGCGCUUAAUUGCGUAUCACUGUGUAAGAGGGUUAGAUAAGAGAGAAGAAAAGGGUUUACGUGCUACUAUCAGAGUUUCGUGGACGUAAGUAAGGUGCAUUCAUGUCGUCUAAUUGAUAUAAUCUGUACUAGCAGCCGCGGAGUCUGAUAAACAGGGUGGUAGGUAGCUCCUGUGGAGCAGAUUAUGAAACGUAGAUAUGUCGGCAUAGUAACCUCCAUACAGCGCCGGGGUCAAAUGGCGAACAGCCCUGUCUGGGUGCAUUUGUCACGCUAUGACAUUUUGCUCUCAGCUCGUCUUUUGUGGUGUCAUUUCAGCGUUGGAAAGACAGGAUCCGGAGACUGACUUGCAGGUGUGUUGUGUCUAAGCGGCUAAUACAGAUGGGCAAUUGGGCCAUCCUUGGUUGCGGUUCCCCUAUCACAUUCUGCGAUUUUGCGAUGCUGACAAAGUCGCGUAUGGACAGGUGUUGUCGUUGACGAGUUGAUUGACGACACUAACUCAACGAUCGACCGCAUGCCUAUAGGCAUCAGGAUGACUCUCGGAUACUCGUGAGAUGGUGGGAGGCUUCUGGUAUCUCGAGAUCUUGUCGGUAUAACAUCAGCAACAAUGGCGCACGCGUCCUGACACAAUAAUCUACCAUAAAAUUCCCCGAUUGAAGAUCAGGAUGGGCCACAAGAACCAUUGGCUGCGCAUAAUUUGGCACCCUGCAGCUGAACUCCGUGUCAUUUACGUGGGGUCUGGCUCGGCAACUACACGCUGUUUUGGCCCCUAUUUCGCGUACGCUGGUGCCAAAGGGCCCACG